AUGAGAUUCACACUUCUGCCCCGAACUUUUUUCCUAAAAUUUCUGUUUUCAGAUUAUCCAAGUAUAAGCCAUGAUAGUGACGAGGCUGAUGACGACAUAGCCGACUUCACUGAUGAGAUUGGAGAUUUCACAAAGAAGUACAAUGCCUUCCGCAUGCACAUUUCUGGACCAAACAGCCAGCACAAUGCAGAUUUCGCAGAGACAACAGCUGAUUCUACUGUUGAAAAAAAGAGGAAACGCGUCAAGGAUAGAGCAGAUCGUGCAACAGUUGAACAGGUACUAGAUCCACGAACUAGACUCGUUCUAUUUCGACUUCUCCAGCGUGGAACCUUGACCAAUAUACACGGUUGCAUUUCAACAGGCAAAGAAGCCAAUGUUUAUCACGCCACUGAUGAACAAGGUUCCUUAGCAGUGAAGAUUUACAAAACGAGCAUUUUGACAUUUAAGGAUCGUGAGCGCUAUGUGGCUGGUGAGUAUAGAUAUCGAACCGGCUAUUGCAAACACAAUCCUCGAAAAAUGGUAGCAGUUUGGGCGGAAAAGGAAAUGCGAAAUCUGCUACGAAUGCAUCAAGCGGGUCUUCCUGUCCCAAAACCUCUUUUGUUGAAGGGGCAUGUGCUGGUCAUGGAAUUCAUUGGUCGUGAUGGAUGGGGUGCUCCACUUUUGAAGAAUGCUACCUUGUCAUUAGAGGCUGCCGAGAAGUUAUAUCUUCAACUCGUACGCGACAUGCGUACGUUAUAUCGUUCAUGUAAAUUAGUUCACGCCGAUCUCUCCGAGUAUAACACUCUCGUCCUUGAUGAUCGCUUGUUCAUAAUCGAUGUCUCACAAUCCGUUGAACACGACCAUCCUCACGCCUUAGAUUUUCUGAGAUCCGACUGUAACAACGUUUGCAAGUUCUUCAGAGGAUUGGGAGUACCUGUGCUACCGGUGUCAAAGUUAUUUGAGCUUAUAGUUGAUCCUCUCAUCAAGGAUAACGAUGUUUCCAAUUGCUUAGAAAAUCGAACACUUGAUCCAUCAGACGAUGCCCUCUUUAUGAAUGCAUUCAUCCCUCAUAAACUCGAUCACGUCCUACAUUUCGAGAGAGACAGUAAAUUACUGAAGGCUGGUGAAGAGGCGAACAAUCCGUUCCAGAAUAUCAUUUCCAAGGUCGAUGUGUUGGGUCAAGGUUUUGAGGAGCGCGUAGUUUCUUCAUCUGAUGACGAAUCUAUUUCGCAAGGCCAUUCUGACGGCGAUGGGAAGAUCGUAGUGGAGACGAAAGGGAGGGUCACCAACGAGACGCCCGAACAACGGAAAGCAAGAAAACAACUGAUAAAGGAAGAGAAACGGGAGGCUCGGAAAACCAAAAUCCCUAAGCAUGUGAAGAAGCGCGCUCAUCGGCAGCACAUGAAAUAG
Haemonchus placei is the source of this 1389-nucleotide messenger RNA. Lineage: Eukaryota; Metazoa; Nematoda; Chromadorea; Rhabditida; Trichostrongylidae. The record is from the annotation of a GenBank genome assembly.